ACAGUUUGAUGUAAGGUUUGAUGACAAGACGCGAGUUCAUUUUGUUUUCCAACAAAGAAAUUGUAUUAUUUCUGUGACUCUUAUUUCUAACAAAUGAAAGGCAAGUUUUCUCAAAUCAGAUACAGUGUCAGCACAACUUUUAUGUUGAGUAACUUGAAAAUAUUCCUGAUUGCAGUCGUCGAACCCAUGUUAUAUUUCGUUUUAUUUUAAAUUAAAAUCUUACUAAUCGUAAGUUUUGAGUUAAAUUAAACACUAUAGAUGUUGUGAAAUAAAUCAAGUGGAACAGAUUUAGUAUGGAAUAUCAUUAUUCCGACUUGUGUAUGCCGACGGAUCAUCUGCUGACUGGACCAUAUGCUGCAGAAUAUGCUCCACAAUACUUGGUACCGAAGCAAUCAGCAGAGUAUGAAGUGCGGUCCAGUGUGCUGGUGGAUGGGGGAGACAGGUUUGGGGUAUCCGCUGUGGUGUUUGACAAGUACGAAGAGCUGAUAUGGAUGGGGAAUCAGGGAGGGCAUGUAACAUCAUACUAUGGGCCAGGAAUGCAAAAGUACACAUCAUUCCAAGUACAUGAAUCUGAAGAAGUGCGAGAUAUCAUAACUGUUGAACAAGGUAUAUUUGCACUUACAAAGACAACUUUAAGACAUCAAAUACGAAGAGGAAUUCCGAAACGUACUUUCAAAUCACCAAAUAUGACAGAUAUGCAAUGCCUCUUCCAAGUGAGUGCUACUAAAUUGAUGAUGGGGGGACAUCAGAACAAAUUAAUUGACUUAGAUCUCAACAGAAUGAGUGAAACUGCUAUUCCUAUCCAAGAAGAAGGUUGUGCAGUGCUCCGUAGCGGCGGUGGUUCGUUAGUGGCGUGUGGUAGUGCCAAUGGAAUGGUUGCCUUACGGGACAUUAGGACGCCAACCUCAGCGGAACAUACCUUCAGAGCACACUCAGCUUGCCUCUCAGACUUGGACAUGCAAGGAGAUCUACUUAUCACUUGUGGAUUUACGCAAUCCGUGGGUAUGGCAGUAGCGGAGCCCUACGUGUUAGUAUGGGACGUCCGCUGCCUACGUGGCAACAGUAAGCCGGGCGAAGGAGCCUGGUCACUGCCUACAGUAUCGCCGCCAUUGUUACUGCACUUCUUGCCCGCGUUCUCCGGCAGAGCGGUCGCGUUGUCCGGCGACGGCCAUGUUGCUUUGUUACAUGUCAACGCACCCAAUGCCACUGAGCAUUCUGUGUUUCAGGUGGACACUCAAAGCUCACAAUGCAGUGUAAUGGACGUGUCGUCCACAAGUCAAGCGCUAGUGUUCGGUGACCAAUCUGGACAUCUACACUUGUUCUCCCCUCAACACAAUCAUGAACCAGUGUUCAAUAACUUUUCUAGAGCGACAGAGUUUGCGGAUCAAGUCUUAGGUAUUCCAUACGUUGGGUUCAACGACACCACAUUCCAAUUCUCCACUGUUCCUCUACCCCCACUAUCUUCAGGCACCAAAUGGUUCAACGAAUUACCUGAAGAAUUCUUCAAAAGAAUAUACAGGAAACCGAAACCGAUUGAUCCAGAAGUGCUAAAGUCUAUGAAAAUGCAAGGUCCCAUUGGAUAUGCGCCAAAUCCUAGAUCGUUUAAGAGGAAUCAGAUGCCGUACAUAGAAGACAAUUUCGAUGAUUUGAAUUCUUCAAGACAGAAUGAAAAUAAAUAUGUUGCGCAGCCCAUUCCUAAGCAUUAUCAAAAGGUAGACAUACGCUACAAUAAACACGGUCCGAACGAGGAGUUGGAAAAAUUGAACAGAACAGGUCUUCCAGGGUUAGAGACUACGUUACCUAACUCUUACUGCAAUUCCAUGUUGCAGGUUUUAUAUUACACAUUGCCGGUUAAGGCGACCCUCUUAGCACAUACAUGUGCCAAAGAAUUUUGUCUCAGUUGCGAAUUGGGAUUCCUUUUCAGAAUGUUAGAUACGUCCGGCGGUGCGCCGUGUCAAGCCAAUAACUUUCUUCGUGCGUUCCGUACCGUGCCUGAAGCGGCCGCGUUGGGGCUUAUAUUGCCUGAUAGAGGACCGGAUUCCAGGGUCGAUUUGGUUGCUCUGAUACAGAGUUGGAAUCGCUUCAUCCUGCAUCAGAUUCACUACGAAAUACUGGAAACUCGUAAGAAAGAAAAGGCAUUACUAGUGAACAGUCCACCGAAACCUGUUCGAAUGCCAGCUGUGAACGUGAAGAGACCUGCUCCUCAAGGGAACCAAGUCAAUGGGCAGUUUACUGAGGAGUAUCAGUAUACUGAGCUGGAGUUUUUGGGACCGGCUACCGAGUUUGAAGGUAGUGAAGAGCUGAGGGAAGAAGGGUGGACAGCUCGGGAGGAUGUAGCGAUCUUGUUUGGACAACCUGACUAUGGAGGUGCAGGUGACGCAGAUUCCGUUCCAGUAGAUAAUCACGAGCUGCCAAACAACCAACAGGCUGACAGGGAGGAGUCGGAGAUAUCACAGCUCUUCGCCAUCGGGAGACACCAGCUCAACCGGUGUAUGAAGUGUAACAAGGAGGAAGGCCGAGAAUCCGUAGUGUUGGCCUGCGCCCUCCAGUACCCCACUGCAGUGCGGGAAGGCCCGGAGCCCCGCGGUGGCUUCUUGGAACUAGUUCGCGCGUCUCUCGCGGCGCGACGUAGCACGCCGGCCUGGUGCGAACACUGUUCCAGGUUCACUCCUACUGUACAACGGGGGAGAAUUGUUAGAUUACCACCGAUACUAGCAAUCAAUUGCGGUGGCGCUACAGUUCGAGAGAAGGCGUACUGGGCCAAAGGGGCACAGAAAGAGAUGCCGGAGACGAAACGUGGUGGCGGUGGUAAACCGUGCCGAUACGGACUUCACUGCGCUCGACCAGGCUGCCACUUUAAACACCCGGAGAGGCCUAGCCCCCAAGCAGGGUCUUCAAAGACGCCUGCGCAGGAAUCGAACUGCGUUCUACCGCAACAGCUACUUAUAAGACUGCAAUCCGAUGGUGACGUUGUUAUUAAUGAUAAGGUGGAAUCCCCAACGGAACCGCAUACACCGAACAACAGGGCUGACAAGCACAAGAAAAAGAACGUGACUACACAGUCCGAGGAGGAAUACACGCUGUCCGCAGCCGUCGUGUGCGUCGAGGACAACCCUAAGAACUUGGUCGCGUACAUACAGACCGCGGGGAAGGAUGUAGAGCCUGUGUGGUACUUGUUCAAUGAUUUGAGUAUUGUACCAGUGACUGCAGAGGAAGUAGUGCAGUUCGGUGCGUGGUGGAAGACUCCGUGCGUGUUGUUCUACACGGCCAGCACUGCGCGCGCGCACGAGCCGGACUCGAGGUCAUAGCACUCGCUACUGUAUGGGCCGCGGAGCAAUGGUGCUAUCGUAAGUCCAUACGUAAUGAGCGAGAUGUACUACCCGGUACCUGUAGCGACGCAGGCGCACUACAACUUUGUUCAAUAAAUUCCAAUACAUUGUAAGCUCAAGGUAACGUUCGGCGGCACAAAAUUGUGUGAACAAAUGUAUGAACUGAAAUUAUUAAUUAGUAUGUGUAAAUUAUGGCGAUUUUAGCUAAACGAUACACCUGGUUUGAUGAAGAUGUUGGGCUAAAUUAGUAGUGUAAGCCUUUGGUUUUAAAGAAACUACUUUAAGAAAAUAAUUGGGAAUGCCUACAGUACCUUAGUACGAGUUUGGUUUACGUUUAAAGUAAUCAAAACGAGAGUGCGUUCGGCGCUCUGAUUGGUCGGCUCGAAUAAACCAACCAAUCAGAGCGCCGAACGCGCACUCGUUUCGAUAAAGCAAACUCAUACUAAGGUUACUGGACAUCCCUAAAGCUGUACUUAUAAAAAAUACUAAAUAUAUCUGAAUAAAAGAGAAUUUGUUUUAAUUUAACCAACGUCUUUACCAAACCAGCCUCGCUAAAUUAUGUAAAAUUUAUUAAGUUAUGGAAUAAAGAUUUUUUUAUAUUCAUGCAGAUUGUACUCAUAUGAGAAGAGCUGUCUGAUCUCAAAACUUGGAGGAUAUUUUACAUAUAUAUAUGAAGAUGCAGCCUAAAGUUGCGAUAAUAUGUGCCUAAAUACUUAUUGUACGGUUAUAUGUAUUCCUUAAAGCCUAAUAUUGCGUGAACUACCUCAAAACAUAUUCCGUUCCUAUAAAAUAUUGUUUGUUCAAGUUUUGAGAGAAGACAGCUUAAGAAUGUAUUUUUAUAUUGAGAGAAAUAUGCUAACUAUGGCGAAAUGUCUAUUAACUCAAGAUUGAUCUAAAUUAUUGAUAGGUAAAUGAAUGUGGUUAUGUUAAUUGCAUACUUGUGUUAGUUAUCGGCUUAUGAGGAAUUAAUUCUUGAAUAAAUUGGUUGCUUUAUUUGACAUAUCGAUCGAUAUCUUUUUAAAUAAACACUGAUGAUGACAUGACUCCGUAAAGCGACGUUCUGGGUGACCGAACGCGAAGCGGUGUGGUGAGAUGCGAAUUCAACGCGAUGCGGUGUGACUCGGUGCGAGGCGGCUUCUUUGCCUUACGUCAAUGUGUAUCGUUUCCGUUUCCGAAGUUAUAAGCAAAAACAACGGCAUCGCGUCUAGUUCACGCGAAAAUAUCAAGCCAAUUGAUCGCGUUCGCGCCACCCUCACCGCGCCUUACUACAUUUUGUUACGUACGCCACGUCAAUAGAUUUUGAGAGUUUGUUGUUUUCGCGCCACGUCUCAUCGCUUCGCCUACGCAUCAAGAUUGCUCACGCCAAAACUGUGGAAGCUAAUUACAUAUUAUAAUCAAAUCAAAAACAAUUCAGUGUUUAUUCAAAGACAUUUAUUCUAUAAAUCACCUUAAAUUGACAAUUUAUUUAAACAAACAUUCGACCUAUCCUAUCAUACUACACCUAUUGCUUAUAAUUUACAAUAAAAUUAUGUCUUACGUUUGUUCACGAAUGUAACUAACACUCAACAAUAUCAUUUGUAUAGAUAUAAGAGUUUAUUUAUUUUGGUUGUGAUAUUUCGAGUAAAUUAAAAAAUGUAAAAAUUAUCUCUCUUCCAUGAAUUACGUCCAUUCUGUCAAUAGAUUUAUUUGAACUACGUUUGAACAAACCGAUGGAUUAGAUAGGUUAUUAGAUAGUGACUGUACUGUACCUUUAGUACAGGUUUGCUUUACGUAUAACGAGAUUGAAAGAAAAUAGAAACUAGAGCGCGUUCGACACUCUGAUUGGUUGGUUUAUUCGAGCUGCCCGAUCAGAGCGCCGAAAGCAUUCUCAUUUCGACUACUUUAUACGUAAAGCAAACUCAUACUAGGGUUUCUCUUAUCGUAUCAUUGGCGUUGCUCAUGAUAGUCUGAAUAAAAUGUUUAUAAUAUAUCCUUCUUUCCAACUCCUUAUUAAUACUUCAUGCCUUCGUGGACAUAGAGAACUGACUGAGCUAAUCUUUAUAACAGAUAUCAAAACGCUUGGUGUACCGAAGAGCCUGUACAACAAGCUACCAAGCUAAAUUAUUUUAUAUAAUUUCAACCUUAUGGUAUUGUAGUAGAGUCCAAAAUAUAAAAAUGACAAAUAGCUUGGUGUUCAAUCAAAUUAUGAUGGUGUCUACACCUGUAUCGAGGUUAUGAACUUACUGAUCACACUAUAAUUUCUUACAUACAUUCGACUUGAGUAUUCAAAUUCCUUAACUAUUACAAGAGAUGACUGGAACUGAAUCCACUAUAGCAAAUUCGUAUAUAUAGAGAUUUCGAAGAAAAAUCAUUUACUGGAUGGAUAUUAGGGAAACAAAGUUUUAAUACAUGAGUAAAUGAAACCUCCUCUAUAUAAAUUUUCUACAGCAAGUCUAAAUAGAUCCUUCCUUUAUAUUAUACUCCAUCGUCCAUUUUCUAUAUGUAUGUAUUAUCCUUCCUACAUGAGUUUAUUAGGUUGCUUGCCAAAAGCGAUUGACUGAUGUUUGUAUGUAACGGAGUGAAAAGAAAUAAGUCAUUAUGUGAAUAAAUAAUAUUAUAAGACAUUAUAAAAAUAUUGACUUAUACGGUGGAUACUUUCAGCUUUUUUGCAUAAGGUUUCUGUCUGGUAAGUACUGUCAUAAUAUAAUAGGAUCGGUACGGUCAUAUUAUAGGAUCGGUACUGUUAUAUUACAGGAUCGGAGCUAUCAUAUUAUAUACGGCCCUAUAAUAUUAUGACAGUGUCGAUCCUUUUAUAUGAUACCGAUAUAAUUAUAUAACUAUAUAAUACUGAUACAGUCAUAUGACUAUACUAUUAUAUAAUAGGAUCGGGACUGUCAUAUAAUAAUGUGAAAUGGUGUUAGAAAGAAAAAUCCCAGAUUAUGGUUAUUACGAAGCUACUUUUUUUAAUGUCUUUGAAAAAAAAGUCUUAUGCAUUUAGAGUUGAUUGUAACCAUUGUACCCAGUAGCCGAGGCUAUGAAAUAUUUCAGCUAUCUUAUCAAUCUACAAGUUAUAGAGCGUAGGUACUGUGAUUAUUUCAAAUUUUUAAACGAAUUUUUUUAUAAACCUUGUCGGUUUUAAAGAUGAGUUUCCAUCACUAUGCCACUAUUUAAUUGCAUGAAAUAAUCACAGGUACUGUCUAUUUUUUAAUAUCAGAAGAUUCCGCUUUGUCUUACAUGGUGGCUGGUUUUAAAUAAAAACGAAUUUGAAAAUA
Molecule: messenger RNA, 6580 nt
Organism: Spodoptera frugiperda (fall armyworm)
Lineage: Eukaryota; Metazoa; Arthropoda; Insecta; Lepidoptera; Noctuidae
Gene: PAN2
Product: PAN2-PAN3 deadenylation complex catalytic subunit PAN2
Exons: 23
Coding region: 294-3308 (1004 amino acids)
Biological process (GO): nuclear-transcribed mRNA poly(A) tail shortening
Cellular component (GO): P-body; PAN complex
Molecular function (GO): protein binding
Source: RefSeq, a predicted model, not a curated record